Messenger RNA from Cucurbita pepo subsp. pepo (vegetable marrow), 565 nucleotides. The record is from RefSeq and is a predicted model, not a curated record. NCBI's taxonomy places the organism in Eukaryota, Viridiplantae, Streptophyta, Magnoliopsida, Cucurbitales, Cucurbitaceae.
AUGGACUUUUCGGACUUCUUCUCAAGAUCCAUUUAUGGGCCUGAAGAUGUUGGGGAAGUUCCUGGAUCGUGUGAAAUAAGAGUCGUACCAAAGGCACCCUAUGAUUUCAUAAUCAAAAAUGGAAAAUUGGCUAUGGAGAUUCCGCGCGGUCAGAAAUUGAUACAGACACAAAGGGGUUCGACAGGAAAGUCCUUUCGAUCCAAUCCAUUCUUGGAGUCAAAUAAAGACAAAGGAUAUGUCAGUGACCUAGCCCGACAAAGCACUCUCCGAGGGCAUGGAAUGUCGAAUUUUGCGGUCAGAAUCUCCACAGUAAUGUCUCUCUUAGAUUCUCCGGUCGAAAUACGGGAAAACUCCAUGCAAUUCUCGAUGGAAACAGAGUUUUGCUCAUUCUCCCCGGAACUAGAAGAUCAUUUCGAGAUCUUCGAACAUAUUAUAGGGUUCAAUGUGACUAUUGUCACUUCGGCCAACACACAAGAUGAGACUUUACCACCGUGGAGCGGCUUUUUGCAAAAAGAUGAGGGGGAAACUCAGUAAGAGGAGAAGCUAAAUAUACACGAGAUCACAA